Messenger RNA from Phyllostomus hastatus (greater spear-nosed bat), 6462 nucleotides. RefSeq names its product ERGIC and golgi 2 (gene ERGIC2). Bases 160 to 1290 code for a protein of 376 amino acids. Gene Ontology annotation, biological process: endoplasmic reticulum to Golgi vesicle-mediated transport; retrograde vesicle-mediated transport, Golgi to endoplasmic reticulum. The transcript is spliced from 14 exons. Gene Ontology annotation, cellular component: endoplasmic reticulum; COPII-coated ER to Golgi transport vesicle; membrane. Lineage: Eukaryota; Metazoa; Chordata; Mammalia; Chiroptera; Phyllostomidae. The record is from RefSeq and is a predicted model, not a curated record.
GUUUCCCUUCUGAUAGUCUCGGUGGUCGUAGUUGCUUUUGUUCUCGCGAUAUUUCCGGGUGAACGGGAGCCCGGGCGACCCGGGCUUCUGUGAAACAUGGCGGUCGGCUGGGACCGAAACACAAGCAUGACUAUAUGAAAGAAGAAGGUUUUUCUGAAGAUGAGGCGACUGAAUCGGAAAAAAACCUUAAGUUUGGUGAAAGAGUUGGAUGCCUUUCCAAAGGUUCCUGAGAGCUAUGUAGAGACUUCAGCCAGUGGGGGUACAGUUUCUCUAAUAGCAUUUACCACUAUGGCUUUAUUAACCAUAAUGGAAUUCUCAGUAUAUCAAGAUACAUGGAUGAAAUACGAAUAUGAAGUAGACAAAGAUUUUUCUAGCAAAUUGAGAAUCAACAUAGAUAUUACUGUUGCCAUGAAGUGUCAGUAUGUUGGAGCAGAUGUAUUGGAUUUAGCAGAAACAAUGGUUGCAUCUGCAAAUGGUCUAGUUUAUGAACCAGUCAUAUUUGAUCUUUCACCACAGCAAAAAGAGUGGCAGAGGAUGCUGCAGCUGAUUCAGAGUAGACUGCAAGAAGAACAUUCACUUCAAGAUGUGUUAUUUAAAAGUGCUUUUAAAAGUUCAACAGCACUUCCACCAAGGGAAGAUGAUCCAUCACAGCCUCCAGAUGCUUGCAGAAUUCAUGGUCAUCUGUAUGUCAAUAAAGUAGCAGGGAACUUUCACAUUACUGUGGGCAAGGCAAUUCCACAUCCCCGAGGUCAUGCACAUUUGGCAGCACUUGUCAACCAUGACUCAUACAACUUUUCUCACAGAAUAGAUCAUUUGUCUUUUGGAGAGCUUGUUCCAGGAAUUGUUAAUCCUCUAGACGGAACUGAAAAAAUUGCUGUAGAUCACAACCGGAUGUUCCAGUAUUUCAUUACAGUUGUGCCAACAAAACUACAUACAUAUAAAAUUUCAGCAGAUACCCAUCAGUUUUCUGUGACAGAAAGGGAGCGCGUUGUUAACCAUGCUGCAGGCAGCCACGGAGUCUCUGGGAUAUUUAUGAAAUACGAUCUCAGUUCUCUUAUGGUGACAGUUACUGAAGAGCAUAUGCCAUUCUGGCAGUUUUUUGUAAGACUCUGUGGUAUUGUCGGAGGAAUCUUUUCAACAACAGGCAUGUUACAUGGAAUUGGAAAAUUUAUAGUUGAGAUAAUUUACUGUCGUUUCAGACUUGGAUCCCACAAACCCGUCAGCUCUGUCCCCUUUGAGGAUGGCCACACAAACAACCACUUACCUCUUUUAGAAAAUAAUACACAUUAGCAUCUCCCAGAUGAAGGAGAAAAACUUUUUGCCUGAGAUAUAAAACCUUUUUUUAAUAAGAAAAUAUUGUGCAAUAUAUUCAAAAGAAAAAAUAUGAAUAAGAAGCAGGAUUCAUACCUAGGAAAAACAAAGAAAACGGAAACUGAAAUCCUAUAUAUGUUGUGUCUGUUACAAAUGUCUUAGAAGAAAUUAUGCAGCUAAUCAGUGAAGAAGCCCAGCUGGAAUAUUGCUUUGAAGACGACCCUUCCUGAUAUUUUCAUAGCAAAUGGGCUGUUUUGAAAUCAGACCUUGAAGACCUAAAGGAAAGAAGUCAAACCGCGUCUAAAGAAAAAGGCAUUAAUAGUGCUAAUGUCUGCGUCCUUUUGUUUUUAAAAUACCGUGUCAGAAUAAAAUAUGUAAAACAUAUGGAAAACUAGUCUAGACUUUAAAAAGUUGUGAUCAGGUCACAUUGUUAAUAGAGGCAAACAGGGAUGGGCUCACGUGCUGUAGCCAUAUUAAUGUUAAGCCAUAAUGACAAGACCGUUUAUCCAGUAACUUGGUUUUAUGAAGGUAACUGCUUUUCUUUAAACUCUGGCUAUUGACUUUGUUAACUUUUCAAGGCAGGGUCAUGGAAGACUGAGGUGAAUUCUUAGAGGGGCAGGUAUAUAGGUGCUAUAAUAUGUAACAGAAAUCAUUCACAAAUUGUAUAGUGGGCACUUAUAUGGGGAGAAGAAAGCACAUUUUUUAAAAACCUGCUAAAUUUCCUAAUAUGAUCCUUAUAUUGUUGGUAUAUUUUGGAGUGGGGGGUGAGUAAUAAAAAGAUCCACUACUGAUGAUGAAAAUUAUCAGUUUGUAAAAUAUUAAGAGGAAAAGUAGAAUAUUUUAUACAUUUUGUGGUGAGCAGGCAACAGGGUAACUGUAAGUAAAACAGAAGUGUGAGACAACUAUUUAAGGAAAACAAGAUGUCAUUGGGAGAUGAUCAUAUUAAACGAUGUCCAUUACACUGUAAAAUGAUGGGAGAAGUGUCUGCAUUCAGACUGUCCUGAAUGUGGUAGACUGUGUAUUAGAUUGUGUUGUUCUGGCUUUCGUACUAUUUAAGGCUUGAUUUAAAAUUUUCAGACUAUAAAAGAUUAAAAAUAAUAAGGGAGAUAUCACUCAGGUGCCAUUAAAAACUUCUUUGGAAUGUGUGUGCCAACAUCAGUUUUCCUUUUGUAAUACUUAAUAGUAGAAGAGUCACCAACCCAUCUCCAUGUUUUAAAUCACUUAGGGAAGUGAGACAAAAACUCCGGGUAAGGAACAAGGCCAAGACUGAAAAACUAGAUUUAAAAUCAUGGUUUUUAGAGAACAGGCUGUCACAGUUACAGUUUUUCAAGUGGAUUUUUUUGAAGGUUAAAAAAGUUUUUUUGAAAACAGUUGGGACAGUAAUGUAGUGAGAGGAGAAAUACUGGUAAACCUACUUUGCAGUAAAGCUUACACUGAAUGAUAUUUUGCUGAAAAUAACAGAAGCAUCAAUGUUUAAAAUACACAUUUUAUCAUUAGGAGCCACAGAGUUAACUGAUUAAUACAGGUGAUAUAACAUGCUUUGAAAGAUAUUUGAAUCCAGAAAAUUUCAAAACAAUCCAUGUAUUUUUUUGUUUCUUCAGAUAUUCCUAAUGAAGUUAGAGUAGGAACUAAUAGAACAUGUCUCAAAAGGAAUUUCAGCUGGAGAGAAUUAGAAUUUUAGCUAUUUUUAGACUGAAUUUUGGUUUUGUAAAUCUGCUUGUCAGAAAGUUCAAUGAAAUUUCGGGGUGUUUUUUUAGGGAAGGAAAAACAAGAAUGAUUUAGAAUUAUUUUCUUACUGUUAGGAUUAUGACAGGUAUCUUUAAGAAUUUUAAAAAUUAUUUUGGUAUUUAUAUAUAUAUUUAUUUUCAUGUUUUCCAAAUACCAUAUUGAAAUUUUAAUGAAAUUAAUCUGUCCCAUUAAAACUACAAAAGGAAUUUCUUAAAGCAAAAUUCAGCUUUGCUAUUGAUUUUUAUUUUAAAAGUUAAAGGUUUCCAGCUAAAAUUCCUUGAACAGCAAGAUCAGAUUUUUGGCAAUCAAUACAUAAGAUUCUGACCAGCCCUUUGGAUGAUGGAUGAGGGAGUAUAUUCAGAUUUGUUACGUGUUUUGAUCUCACCAAGUGUUUCUUUUCAAUUGCAGAGGACACUGUACUGACCUACCUUCCUAUUAGGCACUUUGGCUGGUGCCUGGGGUGCCUUCAGUAGGAUAUCUAACUUUACUAACUCAGUCUUGCUUUUUAUUUUAUUAAGCUAUUCAUAUUAUCUACAUGUAUAUACUUCAGCCUAAAUAUUUUAAAAACUGAGACCUCAAGUUACAUGAAAAUUUUUAAAAAUGUAUUUGCAUUCAUUGGCCAAUAAGAAGAGGUGAAAUAUUUAGGUGAAUAAUUUUCUGCUGCAAUAUUCGUAUGCUUCAGACUACCUCUUGGUAAAGGCUUAACUCAAUACUAGAGUCACAAAAUUCUAACUUCCAACUUAGGUGAUUAAUAUCAUACUUUUCUCAUACAUUUUAUGAUACAAAGCACUGAAUUUUUAUAAUAAAUUUACAAGUGCAAGCAAAAUUUAUAAUUAAUACAAACUUUGGAAUUCACAAAGAAAAAAGAUUUCUUUUUAAUGGUGUUGUGGGAGGGCAAUAUUAUACAGUCUGUCUUUAUAUCUUAGGUUAAUAAUUUAGUCCCAAAAAGUAAAUUUACAUGCAACAUCCUUGCCUUAAAAUUCAAAACUUUGGAUCUUGAACCUGAAUUCAAGAUGCAUAUUUUUUGUUGUUUAAAAUUUACUUACACCUGAGCCUUAGGACCUUACAAAUUUCACCAUGCCCUUUAACCUGUACUUCCCCUUGUAUUCAGAGCUCUAGCAAACUUUUGGUAAGCCAAAGGGGAUUGCCCUUGGCCAGCACUGUUUAAAAGAGAUCACCAUUUCUUCACACCUUGCUGCCUGAAUUAAUAUCCAACUAGGUCCUUACAGUUUUUUUCCCCUUUUGAAAUAUUUCUUCAGUGAUGAAAACACUUUGCAUUAUUUUAAGAGUAGGAAACAAACCACCUUGGAGUUUGGUGUUUUUUGUUCAAAGAACAAAAUCCACUUGUUUAGUGUCAGUCUUGGGCAUAUGGACUCUAAAUGAAAUGACACAUCGUAAAGCAAUGUCUUUGUCCUUCCACAGUCUAGUGUCCACAAUGAAGCCUCAGUUCCUCAUGUUUGCGCUUUCCCAGCCCAGGAAAACUAUAGUAGUCUUUAAAUAUCACUUAUUUAUAUUUGCUUUUGUCCAGAUGAAGCAAUCUCGUAAUUUAAAUUAUGAGAUUGGAUUUACUUUAUUUUUUUCUUGUUAGAUAUAAAUGCAUGAUUUAAAUUGAACAGUUGAUGCAAGUCUGUAAAUCAGUAGAGUUGAAGAUUAUAAUCAGCAAAACAUUUAAAUAGUUUUUUUAGCAACUCCAAAUUGUAUGGGAUACUUACUAACCCUCAGCUAAUAUAACAAUGGAGAAAACAAAACUCUUCCCCUAUGAUCAGGACCAAGACAAGGAUGCCCACCCUCACCAGUUUCAUUCAGCAUGGCAUUGGAAGUUCUCAGCAAAGCAAGUAGACAAGAAAAAGAAAUAAAGGCGUCCAGAUUAAAAAGGGAAAGUAAAACUCAUUAUUUUCAGAGGAAUGUUUAUCUGAAGGAAUUAGAUCAACAGCUCCUCAAAAUAUAACUCACACCAUAUUGUCUAAUUUUAGGUAAAACUUAAAAAAAUGAGAAGGUGUGGGGGAAAGUAUCCAUUAAUGAAGCUACAUAUUGUACUAAAGCAGACGUUCAGCAACAACUUAGAUAAACUAUAUAAUAAAUAUUUUAUAAAUUGCUCUCUACUUUCAAGCAGUUAUACUAAUGUGUAAAUCAGUUGAUUAUGUACUAAAGUAUGGGCAUACUAAAAAUAUUUGUGUAUCAGAAGAGUUGUUUCUAGCUAUUUAAACUCAAUUUCAAUUAUCCUUUCUUUGCCUUAUGUAGCUACACUUCACAGGGUACUCCCUUCUGAUAAGCAAAUUACAUCUUAAAACUGGCAAUUGCCAGUUUCAUUAACCUUUAAAAUACACACACACACACACACACACACACACUAAUCUAGGCAGUGAACAUGUUUCCAAGCAUUGUGUGGGCAUAGGAAACAACCAUACUUUUUUCUAUAGGUAGUUGCUUAUGUUUCCGUACAUCAGACUUGCAGUUCUAGAAAAAUAGCCAUGUGGAAAUUUGCAUGUGAUUCUUCUGAACUUUGGAAAAUAUUGAUGCUUUUGGAAGGUUAAGGCCGACCUGUUAAGGUCAUUGUGAGAUAAAACACUAUUUGGGUAUUAGUCCCUCAGAUCAGUCUGUUUACCUUGGGAUUCUAAGUCAGUUAAUUGUUUACUGAAAAUGAUGAUGUUACAUUAAUAUAAAAUUGUGAGAAGUGUUUUUCUCAGUUGUGGGCCCAUCUACCUCAACUUUUUCUAGUAUCAAUUGCUUCAGGUGGUGGCUGUCUUCAACUCGGUAGUAUUUAUUACCGCAUCAGGUGUCUAGUGAGUACAGAAUAUAGGGAUUACUGAAACUUCUUUUUAAACAUAGAUACCUUUCCUUUCUGUUACUUGCCAUUCCUUCCCCCCCAAAGUAGAAGGUUCUUUCUCAUUGCACGUAGGCACUCAAAUCCUUGUUAAUUGGUCUUGAUUAAAAUAAUUUCUUUCAUACAGACACCUAUCCACUGUCACUGCUUAAUCACAAGAGAAUUUUCUUCAUGUCAUUUCUUUAAUGCCGCGGAUAGAACAUGCUUCAGCAUGUAAACACAACCCUAUUAAUGGUGUGAGAAAAAGUGAAGUGUUAUAUGCCUAUGUGUUAAUUUAUAUUAGCCUGGUAGGUUCUUUGAAAGAUAAUAGCCUUUUUUCUCAGUGGGAUGGAGAUCCACAGUAGUCAGCAGUUAAAGAUAAAACACAGGAAGAGAGACAUUUUUAAUGCAAAUUUUUAUUUAAUCAAAAGCCAAAAUGAAUACUUGAUCAGUGCAAUUUAUUCAAUUAGGGAAACAAUAAUCAAAAAAUAAUAAAUUCUUAGAACUAUUAUGUUUUAUCCAAUCUCAUUGAAUUGUAUAUCUUGAUUUCAUUUUUACCAUACCUAGUUUGUAUCUUUUAUCAGUGUAACUCAAAAAUAGACAUCUCAAGUUGAAGAUCA